AUGCCGAAAUGGCCAGUACCGUCAAAUGUCUCCACCGCCACCUUCAAACUUGACAUUGGAAUUCUCGACCAUGUGGACGAGGAAGCCGAUGCCCCAGAUAUAAUUUUUGACGUAGAAUUGUCAGAUGCCAUUACAGACUCAAAUGAUAGUUUUGAAUUCAACAGGAACUGCCGCGGUGCGGCAAAUGCGAAUUUCAGAAGGAAUUUAAAGGAGAUUCUAAGGGAAUAUGACCCAAGCAUUCUCAUACUAGUGGAAACGAGGACAGAUAGUGGGAAAGCAGAUUGGAUUGUCCAGAGUUCGCAACUUACUGAUAAAACUUGUGUUGAGACUUGUGGAUUUUCAGGUGGUAUUUGGGUGCUUUGGAACAAGCACAAAUGGGCGGUAGAAGUAAUAACCAGGAAUAGACAAGUUAUUCAUAUGCUAGUCAAACGAGUGAGAGGAGAGGAGUGGAUGUUAUCAGCAGUAUACGCGUCACCAGAUCCACCUACAAGAAGAUCUCUAUGGGAGUAUUUUUCAAAUAUAGAUAAAUCUAUUAACUUUCCGUGGAUGGUAGUAGGGGAUUUUAAUGAGGUGAUUAGUUCAGAAGAGAAACAGGGUGGCCGACCGCUAGGAAGAGCAAGUCAAUCAAGUCUUGCUCAGAUACUUUUGCAAGGUGGUUUAAUGGAUAUGGACUGUAGUGGUCCCUCACUUACUUGGAGUAACUGUAGGAAGGGGAUUGGGAGUGUUAGGAAACGGCUGGACAGGGCGUUAUGCAAUAAUUUGUGGAGAGCGCAAUUUCAGGAGGCAGUGGUCAAGCAUAUGGUCCGUACUCACUCAGACCAUCAUCCAUUGCAGGUCUGCCUGGAGGGAGUCCCACGAAGAACUAACGGGGAAAAACCUUUCAGACUGGAACAAGCUUGGUCCGCGCAUCCGGAAUAUGAAAGGGUAGUUGCGGAGGCUUGGCAAGGUAACGAGGAGACAUUAGAAAAGAAGCUGCAGAUGUUAAGAAUGCGACUUAAGGAAUGGAAUUUAUUAGUCUUUGGGAAUAUUUUUCACCGGAAAAAGAGAUGUAAAACGAGAUUGGAAGGCGUUUAA
Molecule: messenger RNA, 1074 nt
Organism: Coffea arabica (coffee)
Lineage: Eukaryota; Viridiplantae; Streptophyta; Magnoliopsida; Gentianales; Rubiaceae
Molecular function (GO): catalytic activity
Source: RefSeq, a predicted model, not a curated record